AUGUCUAACAUCACUAACUUCUUUUAUCACAACCAUAGUGAGACAUAUAGAAAAUUGUACUUUAAGUCGUGGUUACCUCAAGUGUAUUUUCCAACUGUAGAGCUAUUGAGAAAGAGUGUUCUUGAAAUAGCAGUAAAGCAAUACACUGAUGAGCUCAGUGAUGCUAUAACAAUAUGUAAGCAUCAAAAAUUAAGUACCAUUGUAAAAAAGUUGGAACAAAUAUCUCAGAGGUUUUCGAAGAUACCUCAGGGACAAUUACAAAAAAUGUUUAGUGAAGCGUAUCAGGCAGAAAAAAGACGAAUUAAUGCGGUAAAUGCCAGUUGCUUCAUGAAAGUUGAGGGAGUGCUAAACGAAAUUUAUGGGUGUUUAAAACAGCUUGAUUUAACUUUUAUCAAUUCGGGUAAUCCAAUAGCAUCUGGAAUUAUAGAUAUUUCUGAAAGAGUAGAUAGCAUGACAGAUAAGUUAUUAGUAGAGACUAAACAGGUUCUUAAGAAAAUUGAAUUAAGUGAACCGGAAUUUUUAGAAAAAAUGAUCACCAUGCUGGAUGAAUUUAUUAAUACAUAUGAGUUAUUAGGUCUCAAUUUCGAUUUGGCUCUUGUUAAUCCUAUUACAUUCCCAUGA
This is a messenger RNA of Cetraspora pellucida, 621 nucleotides long. NCBI's taxonomy places the organism in Eukaryota, Fungi, Glomeromycota, Glomeromycetes, Diversisporales, Gigasporaceae. The record is from the annotation of a GenBank genome assembly.